Protopolystoma xenopodis is the source of this 1296-nucleotide messenger RNA. Lineage: Eukaryota; Metazoa; Platyhelminthes; Monogenea; Polystomatidea; Polystomatidae. The record is from the annotation of a GenBank genome assembly.
AUGGGCUCCGAUAAGGUCGUGCUGAGAGAUUAUCCUUCAUGUUGCUCGGCAGACAUCAUCACAACGACGCAUUGGCUAGUUGCAAGCAGCCGACGCCGAACCGGCACCCGAUUCGCCACCAUCUCGGGCGGAGAGUUGAGUCGUCAGAGUCUGCAACUGGCCCUCGCUGAGCUGACCAGUCCCGCCGCCGGUCCGGGUCCGAGUCCCGCUGCCGGUGCCGGUGCCGGCGCCGGUCCGAGGGAGGCGAGUUCUCGUGCCACUCGCGGCGCGUCGCGUCGCCAUGCGCUCGGCCAGUCGACCGACGGUCCCGGUCACGAGUGCGCGGCGCCGACCAGCGCCGCCCGAGACCGGCACGGCUCGAGUCCGGCGCAGAUUCGGGACGGCAACUGCUGGAGCGCUCGAGGCGCGGCCGACUCGCCCAGCCCCGAGGCCCCGCAAUGGCGGGUUCAAGGCAGCCGGCAGACGACGCAUCAGAAACCGCCGGCCCCGCCGCCUCUUCUGCCCUGCCCCCACCAGUCCCAGUCGCGCCAAUUGCACAUCUGCUCGAGUCCCGCCGCCUCGGCCGGCCAGACCCCGGCCCGACCCCAAAGUCUCCUCCUCCUUCGCCAUCCCGUCCACUCGGUUGCCCCGGCCAACAGGCUUCCGCCGCCGCCGCUGCCUUCGCAGACGCCCAGCCUCCGUCUCGCCGGCAACGUUUCGGCCAUCCCGCGCGCCCAGCAACGCGCCAGAUCGCCCGUUGUCACGUCGCCCAGCCGACCGGACGCCUCAAUGCCGGCAACGCUGACGACACCUGCACCGGUAGCCUCGACAACUCGAGUCGCCCGGCAACACAGCGCCGACGAGAAGGUCCAGUCGCCGCGGGGCUUUGACGACGAGACUGCGCCUCGAUCGGCCGCCGGACGACAAGACGGUCUCGCGGAAUCCGGUCCUCUCGCCUUCUCGAGUCUGCCCAGACGACCGACGGACGCCGUCAUCAACCGCUCCGGCAGCAGCACUGGCGUCUCGCCGAACGCACCCCUCCUGCCCGGCAACCAGACGACCGGGCCCUUGGCUCGUCGGUUGUCGCCCGGCGCGCCGCGCCCCACCAACCCGAUCUUCAUCGCGGCCGGCCAAGCCGCCGUCAACCGAAUGGUGAGGAUCAUCAAUCGUGACCACUCAGGUAGGCCCUCAGAACUGAACACACAAUUGAGGCAUUCUUCGACUCUUCUUGCACCCCGGAGCACCGACACAGCCCUCCUCUUCUUCUACCCCAUCACAACGACCCCGGGACCCAGAGACUGCCCAGUUCGUAUCUGA